Molecule: messenger RNA, 732 nt
Organism: Anarrhichthys ocellatus (wolf-eel)
Lineage: Eukaryota; Metazoa; Chordata; Actinopteri; Perciformes; Anarhichadidae
Product: thyrotropin subunit beta-like
Exons: 2
Coding region: 301-732 (143 amino acids)
Biological process (GO): G protein-coupled receptor signaling pathway
Cellular component (GO): extracellular region; cytoplasm
Molecular function (GO): hormone activity
Source: RefSeq, a predicted model, not a curated record
CAGACACAGAGAGAUCAUCUCAUUUUAAAAAGGGAAUAUCGAUUUUUGGAUAACUGAAACAAUUUCCUGUGCAAUCAAAUCCUUUGCACUUAAAUGCACACUGUUGUCAUUGGACAUCUCUGUAAUUUCAUGAACAACAAUGGGGUCAUGUGUCAAGGUUUUUUUUUUCUCUUCAAUUUAGGAUUUCAUAAACUUUAACAAAUCAAUAUUGUUGCAAGGAUAUCCUCCUAAGUGCAUCUUUGGCGUUGUCUUUUUAAUUAUAAUCUUCAAAGUGACUGUCUCACCAUCUGCACUAUCAGCAUGCCUUUGUUAGUGUUGAAAUGCAUGCUGCUGUGUGCGCUGAUGCAUGGAGCGGUGUGUGCCUGUAUGCUGAAAAACCACACCUUAUGGAUUGAGAGGCGCGACUGUGGCCAGUGUGUGGCCAUCAACACUACCAUCUGCAACGGCUACUGUUACACACAGGACACCAACUUCAGGGGACGUUUUGGGAGGAAUUUCGUCAUCCAGCGCAGCUGUGUGCCUCGCUCCCUGGUGUACCGAGCCGCAUAUGUGCCGGGCUGCCCCCAGGACGUCAACCCAUACCUGUAUUAUCCUGCUGCCCAACGUUGCAGCUGCAGGCGCUGCGACACGCGCACACACCACUGCGUCCGCUCCAGCCGUAUCUCCAAUAACCGAUGCACCGUGACCUUUGGCGGUGCGAAGAGCCAGACCCAGCCCUCCGUGGGAACCUGA